This is a messenger RNA of Mytilus californianus (California mussel), 1915 nucleotides long. RefSeq names its product pancreatic beta cell growth factor-like. The record is from RefSeq and is a predicted model, not a curated record. Bases 14 to 748 code for a protein of 244 amino acids. Lineage: Eukaryota; Metazoa; Mollusca; Bivalvia; Mytilida; Mytilidae. Gene Ontology annotation, molecular function: signaling receptor activity. The transcript has 4 exons.
ACGGAAUUUCGUUAUGUUUCGAAAUAUGAUGAUUAUGGAAAGUGAUUGUUUAAGAAUUUAUGUAGUGAUGACAGUUGUUAUGUUCUGUUCUUCAAGUUCCCAUUUUUCGGAAUUGACCGAAGUGAUUUUUACAGUCCAUAGAGAAGAAAGUGUUUUGUCGUCACAAUAUACAGAGGAUGUAUACGCAGAGUCAUUAUCAAUGUGCGCUUUGAUAUGUUUAUUACAGGAGAAAUGUUGUGUUGCUAGUUUCUAUGAUAAACCUUCUAUUUGUCGACUUGACAAAUCGGAAAAUUGUUGUGCUGCUAUUUUAAUUGCUGUUGGAUCGAGAGCUUUGAAAAGAAACAAGUUUUUUCCACCGGAAUGCACUGAAUGUGUCAGCUUCGGUACGUCUUUGUACAAAAUUAUUGAAAUUGCAGCCACUUGGUCAGAGGCAAUGAAUAACUGUACAUGCUUUGGAGGAAAUUUAGCUGAAAUAGAAACAGAAGUUGAGAGCGUGUUUCUCACAAAUGAGUUAUUCACAAGAAACACUGGGGCAUUCGGAUACUGGUUGGGAGGUUACAACUUUAACAAUGACAGUGAUUUGGAAUGGAUGAGCAAACCAAAUGAAAGGAUGCUUUAUAAUAAUUUUGCUCCUAAUGAACCGAAUCAACCAGCCAGUGAAAGAUGUUUAAUGACAUAUACAAAUUUUAAUUUUGAAUGGAUAGAUGUUAAUUGUCACAUGAUAGCAGCAUACAUAUGUGAGUUUUGAAUCAGGAUGCAUAUGGAACAGGUGGUUAGUUUCACAUCGGCUGUGUGGGACAAAUUAAUUUUGAAAAGAUUUUGUUCAUAUAGAAAAUGUAUAUGAUUCUUCUCCAGUUUAUAUGAUGAUAUUAUAUGUCUUUAUAUUUAGCUAAAUCCCGUAUUUCUUGAAAUCUACUUUCUAUAUAUUUAUGAACUGUUCAUGUUGAAGCGUUUCGUUUGUAUGAUUUGUCUGCUAAUUUGCCCAACUUUGAUAUUCAAUAUUCAUCACAAAUUCCCUUUUGUUACAAAGACCUGUCUCCCCAAACCUCGAUAUAUCCCAAAUACACUGUUAAACAUAUUGUGUAUAGUGUCUUACAUUUUUGUCUAAUAAACAUUUGUUAAGUAUAACAUGCAUUAUUUCAGUGCGUGUUGAGUAGAUUGUAUCACUGCAUACCAUGUUACUCUUACUUGCAAAACAUGUCAAUGAAAGAUGUUAUUGUACUGAUUGAAAAAAUACAAUUAUCACUCACACAAGUUUCUCAAUCCACAAAAUACUAAAUUAAAUGAUAUACUGCUGAUAUAUUAUAAAGCUCUUCAAUAUGUCGUUUUUCCUAACUGUACAUCCCAAUUGGAAGCAUGACAAACAUUCUUUUAUGUGUAACAAUCAGCCAAUUGAAACAUGUUGUCAUGCGUCCAAAUCGAGAGUUUUUAUACAUGUACUGUAAUAUAGUUUUAUGUUGUGUUACCAACAAUGGUCUGAAAAGUCUUCUUUUGGUAUAUGAGGUCAGUUCAGACAUAAUUUCAUUCUUAUAAAUUGAGAUAAAACUUAUGUUUACCCGUUCGAUCUUCCAGUACAAAUACAGUAUACAUUCGAUACAUAUAUAGCCUUUUAGCUAUCUGGUCUUAAAUACUGUGCACUUUACAUCGUUAUAGCAUGAUACGUUAAUAUAUGUCAGAUUCCACAUACUAAAAUGGCAUCAGCGUGAGUUUGGCUUUUCGGGUAAAAACUAGAAACGAUUCUUUUGAGUCUUGACAAUUAUCAACUCAAAUAUCUUUUAUCAUCCAAUCGGACUCACAAGACAAAUGUUUUGAAUUUUUGAAAUAGUUGUCGGACAUGAUUACAAUGUAUACAUUAGAUUGUCAUCUGGUUGACGGAAUAACAUCUUUUCAUAGUGAUGCAGUUGUAAACGUUUUA